Molecule: messenger RNA, 3987 nt
Organism: Lottia gigantea (owl limpet)
Lineage: Eukaryota; Metazoa; Mollusca; Gastropoda; Lottiidae
Exons: 34
Coding region: 1-3987 (1328 amino acids)
Molecular function (GO): iron ion binding; xanthine dehydrogenase activity; FAD binding
Source: RefSeq, a predicted model, not a curated record
AUGGAUGUUCCUAAACAUAAUACUUUGAUAUUUUAUGUCAAUGGAGUUAAGAUUGUAGAAAAAGAUGCUGAUCCAAAAUGGUCGCUGUUGUUUUAUCUCAGAACCAAGUUAGAUUUAACUGGAAGUAAAGUAGUCUGUAAUGAAGGUGGUUGUGGGGCUUGUACUGUUAUGAUCUCAAGAUAUGAUCCUGAACAAAAUACUAUAAUACAUUAUUCGGUGAAUGCCUGUUUAACACCAGUAUGUUCUGUACAUGGUUUAGCUGUUACUACAGUAGAAGGUAUCGGCAGUUUAAAAACAAGGUUACAUCCAGUUCAGGAACAAAUAGCUAAAAGCCAUGGAUCUCAAUGUGGUUUUUGUACACCAGGUAUGGUUAUGUCUAUGUAUUCAUUAUUGAGAAAUAAUCCACAACCUUCUAUGAAAGAUAUCGAAACGUAUCUCGAAGGUAAUUUGUGUCGCUGUACAGGCUACAGACCAAUAUUGGAUGGUUACAGAUCUUAUACCAAGGUACGUUGUACUGAAUUAAUAAUGCAUUCUAUGUUCAAUUUUCAGGAUGUUUGCUCAAUGGGGGAAAACUGCUGUAAAAAUAAACCACAUGAACGUGACAACCAAGAUGUACAAAUGGUAAGUAACUCAAAAUGUAGCAGAAUAGCGUAUGAUCCUACACAAGAACCGAUAUUUCCUCCAGAUCUAAAGGUACAAAUUUUAUGUCAAGAAUACAUUUUAGAGUUUAAGAAUGACGAACAAACAUGGUACAGACCAAUCUCUUUAUCUCAACUAUUAGAACUCAAACAUCAAUAUCCACAAGCUAAACUUGUAGUUGGUAAUACAGAGAUAGGUAUUGAAAUGAGACUAAAAGCGAUGAAGUAUCCAGUACUUAAUGAUGUAUCUAAUAUACCAGAGCUGAUACAAGUCAAAGAAACAGACACAGGAAUUUAUGUUGGGUCUUCUGUAACAUUGACUAAACUUGAAGAUGUUUUACGAUCAAAAAUAGAGACUGAAGCAGAAGAGAGGACGAGAUCAUUAUCUGCUGUUAUUGAAAUGUUAAAAUGGUUUGCUGGUAAACAGAUUAAAAAUACAGCAUGUAUUGGUGGAAAUAUUGUUACAGCAAGCCCAUUGUCAGACUUAAACCCUGUUUUACAAUGUCUUAAUGCUAGUUUGGUACUUUCAUCCAAAGACAACCCUCAAAGGGAGGUGAAACUAGAUGAUAAGUUUUUUACGGCAUACAGAAAAACAGCUAUUAGGGACACGGAGGUUUUGUUAUCUGUGUUUAUACCAUAUUCAUAUAAGAAUGAAUAUGUGUACAGUUACAAACAAGCUACACGUAAAGAUGAUGAUUUAGCUAUUGUCAAUGCUGGUAUGAGGGUGGUAUUUGAUGAUAAUAGUAACAUCAUAAAAGAACUAUAUUUAUCUUAUGGUGGUAUGGCGCCGACUACUCUCAUGGCAACUGGAACUAUGAACAAACUAAAAGGAAGAAAGUGGGAGAGUGCUAUAGUACCUAUUGCUUGUGAUUAUUUAGCUCAAGAUCUUCCACUACAACCUGAUGCUCCUGGUGGUACCAUAGAAUUCAGACGUACCUUAACUACUAGCUUCUUCUUUAAAUUCUACCUGGCUGUCACUCAGCAACUUGCUUUACAGGGUAUUAUUGAAUCUGUACCUGACAGAGAGAUGAGUGGGAUAGCUACACCAGAUUAUGGAUCCACUGAAGGGAGUCAAUUCUAUGAUAAAGUUCCAGCUGCCCAAGCUGUAGAUAACCCAAUAGGAAGACCAAUAGUACAUCAAGCUGCUUAUCAACAAGCUACUGGUGAAGCUGUUUACGUCAACGAUAUGAUUCCAUUAAAAGGAGAGUUACAUGUGUAUCCAGUUUAUAGUCAUAAUGCCCAUGCUAUACUAGAAUCAGUAGAUUUCAAGCCAGCUCUAGGUAUACAGGGUGUUGUAGGUUAUAUUGACUAUAAAGAUGUACCUGGUAAAAAUAUUCUGGAAGAUAUGGAUGAACAAUUACUAGCUACAAACGAGGUAACAAGUGUGGGAUGUCUAAUUGGUGGAAUAGUAGCUGAUUCUCAUGAAACAGCUGUACAAGCUAGUCGUUUAGUGAAAAUAGACUAUAAAACAGAUGAUAUACCUGUUAUACUAACUAUACAGGAUGCCAUUGAAAACAAUUCAUACUGGAAAGAAGAGCCUACAGUACUAUCGUGUGGAGAUGUAGAAAAUGGAUUAGGAUAUUGUGAUCAAGUGUUAAGUGGUGAAGUUCAUUGCGGACCCCAGCGCCAUUUUUAUUUGGAGAACCAGUCAGCUAGAGCUGUACCUAAAGAAAGAGGUGAUAUAGAUGUAUACUCUUCUGCACAGUAUCUGGACUCUAUACAGUCUAACAUUGCCACGUGUUUGGACGUUCCUUCUAAUAAAGUGAAUUGCUUCACCAAACGUGUUGGUGGUGGUUUUGGAGGGAAAGUAUGCCAAAACAACUAUACAGCAUGUCUUGCAGCCUUAACAGCCAAAAAAUAUGAUAAGCCAGUGAGAUGUAUUUUAGAAAAACAAGAUGAUAUGGUAAUAACAGGCGGUAGACAUCCAGUUUACGUCAAAUACACUGUUGGAUUUUCCAAUGAAGGGCGUAUAUCAGUGUUAAAUAUUGACAUGUAUUUGAACUGUGGAGAUUCUACUUCUUUAUCUGAUACUGUGAAGAGCAACAUAAUUGAUAGACUAGAUAAUGCAUAUAAAGUAGCAAAUGUGAAAAUAACCUCACAUCUGUGUAAAACCAAUGUUAGAUCCAAUACUGUGAUGAGAGCUGCAGGUUGUGUUCAAGCGACGUAUAUAAUGGAAAGCAUUAUGCAACAUGUUAUAGAUCAUUUGAAUGCUGAACCAACCAGGAUUCGAGAAUUGAAUUUUUAUAAAGAAGGGGAGAGAACCCCUGGUAACCAAAUUAUUGAAAUCUGUCUUAUUGAAAACUGUUGGAAGGAAUGUUUGAAAACAUCAGAUUAUUAUAACCGGAAGAAACAAAUUGACCAGUUUAACAGUGAAAAUCGGUGGAGAAAAAGAGGUAUUUCUAUUGUACCAAUGUGUCUAGGAUCUGCCUUUGGUUUGAAAAUGUUAAAUCAGGGAGCUGCUCUAGUAAAUGUAUAUAAAGACGGAUCUGUAUUACUAGCUCAUGGUGGAGUAGAACUUGGUCAAGGAUUACAUACCAAGAUGAUUCAGGUUGCGUGUGCUACACUUGGUAUACCGUAUGAUAUGAUACAUAUUGAUCAAUCUGCUACUAAUAUUAUACCCAAUGCUUCACCUACUGCUGCUAGUAGCUCAUCAGAUCUGUUUGGUAUGGCUGUCAAGAUUGCUUGUGAGAAGAUAAUGAAACGAUUAGAGCCGUUUAUAAAUGAAAAGGGGACACAUUGGAAGGACUGGGUUAUGCAAGCAUAUUCUGAAAGAAUUGGGCUAUCAGCUACUGGCUUUUAUUGCCAUGAAAAUUUGGGAUAUAUGGCUGAGACAGACAGUUAUAAUAAAUUCUUCUACUAUUCAUUUGGUGCUGGUUGUUCGGAAGUAGAAAUAGAUUGUCUUACUGGAGAUCACAAGCUAUUGAGAACAGAUCUGGUGUAUGACUGUGGAACCAGUUUAAAUCCUGCUAUAGAUAUUGGACAGAUUGAAGGUGCCUUCAUGCACGGUUAUGGUUAUUUUAUGUUAGAAAGAUAUAAGGUUUCGCCAACUGGUGAUGUAUUAACUCGAGGACCAGGAGAAUAUAAAAUACCUUCAUUGGGAAAUAUACCUAGUGUAUUUAACGUUUCAAUGUUAAAAGACUCGCCCAAGAGAAGUACUGUUUAUUCUUCCAAGUGUGUUGGUGAGCCGCCAUUAAUUCUAUCAAUGUCUGUUUUCCUGGCGACCAAACAAGCUAUCAUGGCCUCUCGACAGGAGACUGGUAUUGAAGGGUACUUCCGGUUUGAUUCUCCCGCUACACCAGACAAUAUCCGUAUGGCUUGUCUUGAUCAAUUUACGAAGCAGGUAAGUUAG